AUGUCCCGUCGAGAAUGCUCCGCGCUGACCGGGCGGCCGGAGGCUCACAGAUUGCCUUCAAUGGACACUGACACCAUUAUAAUCGGAAAUGGGCCGUCGGCCAUGAUCCUGUCCUUUAUCCUGCACGGUCACGUCCCGUAUUAUUCCCCCAAUCCUCCACAUCCUGAUCCUCUUCUCCACGCCAAGCUCAAAGAUCACCCGGCGUUGCUGGAUGCUGAUGUCGAUGCUCUGACGGAGCAUUUUGCCGCUUCCCGCUGA
Aspergillus bombycis is the source of this 258-nucleotide messenger RNA. RefSeq lists its product as uncharacterized. NCBI's taxonomy places the organism in Eukaryota, Fungi, Ascomycota, Eurotiomycetes, Eurotiales, Aspergillaceae. The record is from RefSeq and is a predicted model, not a curated record. The coding region runs from base 1 to 258 and encodes 85 amino acids. The transcript is spliced from 2 exons.